Messenger RNA from Piliocolobus tephrosceles (Ugandan red Colobus), 6914 nucleotides. It is a transcript of the gene CHDH, whose product is annotated as choline dehydrogenase. Lineage: Eukaryota; Metazoa; Chordata; Mammalia; Primates; Cercopithecidae. The coding region runs from base 469 to 2253 and encodes 594 amino acids. The record is from RefSeq and is a predicted model, not a curated record. Gene Ontology annotation, molecular function: choline dehydrogenase activity; flavin adenine dinucleotide binding. The transcript is spliced from 9 exons. Gene Ontology annotation, cellular component: mitochondrial inner membrane.
CCUCGCCUGCCGGGACUCGGAAGAAUGGGCCGAGUCCGAAUGCAGGCGGAGCACCGGCAGCCGCGGCGCGCGCCGGCCCCCGCGCACACGUGCGUGCAGUAAGCCAGGUGCCCCUGCUGCACCCGCCCUCGGGCUGCGCGCCCCCACGCCGGAGACCAGCUAGCCUCGCUGCCCUGGGGCCGACCUGGUCGGAACGGCCGCGUGCCCCUUCCGGACACGGAGAGCGCGCGGGGCCCCGGCGCCGCCUGUUAAAGUGCCGCGGGACAGGGGCCGGGCCGCGGCCACCCGCUCCUCCCGCUCUGGCCCCGACUGUCGGGCCCUCGGCCGAGUCGCCCCGGUAAAUCACAAAAAGUGCGUAGGCCAGCCCCGGUCACAGAGUGCACCGUAUCCUGUCACUUCUGCAUGUGAGGGAGAGGUGAGUCAUCUCAUUCCCCUCCGUGGAUCCGAGGACUUGGGCUAGAUAGAAGCAUGUGGUGUCUCCUGCGAGGCCUGGGCCGGCCUGGAGCCCUGGCACGGGGAGCCCUGGGGCAGCAGCAACCCCUGGGUGCCCGGGCCCUGGCCAGCACGGGCUCCGAGAGCCGGGACGAGUACAGCUACGUGGUGGUGGGCGCGGGCUCGGCGGGCUGCGUGCUGGCCGGGAGGCUCACGGAGGACCCUGCCGAGCGCGUGCUGCUGCUAGAGGCCGGGCCCAAGGACGUCCGCGCGGGGAGCAAGCGGCUCUUGUGGAGGAUCCACAUGCCCGCGGCCCUGGUGGCCAACCUGUGCGACAACAGGUACAACUGGUGCUACCACACAGAGGCGCAGCGGGGCCUGGACGGCCGCGUGCUGUACUGGCCACGAGGCCGCGUCUGGGGCGGCUCCUCAUCCCUCAACGCCAUGGUCUACGUUCGUGGGCACGCCGAGGACUACGAGCGCUGGCAGCGCCAGGGCGCCGGUGGCUGGGACUACGCGCACUGCCUGCCCUACUUCCGCAAGGCGCAGGGCCACGAGCUGGGCGCCAGCCGGUACCGGGGCGCCGAUGGCCCACUGCGGGUGUCCCGGGGCAAGACCAACCACCCGUUGCACUACGCAUUCCUGGAGGCCGCACAGCAGGCCGGCUACCCGCUCACCGAGGACAUGAAUGGCUUCCAGCAGGAGGGCUUCGGCUGGAUGGACAUGACCAUCCAUGAAGGCAAACGGUGGAGUGCAGCCUGUGCCUACCUGCACCCAGCACUGAGCCGCACCAACCUCAAGGCCGAGGCCCAGACACUUGUGAGCAGGGUGCUAUUUGAGGGCACCCGUGCAGUGGGUGUGGAAUAUGUCAAGAAUGGCCAGAGCCACAGGGCUUACGCCAGCAAGGAGGUGAUUCUGAGUGGAGGUGCCAUCAACUCUCCACAGCUGCUCAUGCUCUCUGGCAUCGGGAAUGCUGAUGACCUCAAGAAACUGGGCAUCCCUGUGGUGUGCCACCUACCUGGGGUUGGCCAGAACCUGCAAGAUCACCUGGAGAUCUACAUUCAGCAGGCAUGCACCCGCCCUAUCACCCUUCAUUCAGCACAGAAGCCCCUGCAGAAGGUCUGCAUUGGUCUGGAGUGGCUCUGGAAAUUCACAGGGAAGGGAGCCACUGCCCAUCUGGAAACAGGUGGGUUCAUCCGCAGCCAGCCUGGGGUCCCCCACCCGGACAUCCAGUUCCAUUUCCUGCCAUCCCAAGUGAUUGACCACGGGCGGGUCCCCACUCAGCAGGAGGCUUACCAGGUGCAUGUGGGGCCCAUGCGGGGCACAAGUGUGGGCUGGCUCAAACUGAGAAGUGCCAAUCCCCAGGAGCACCCUGUGAUCCAGCCCAACUACUUAUCAACAGAAACUGAUAUUGAGGAUUUCCGUCUGUGUGUGAAGCUCACCAGAGAAAUUUUUGCACAGGAAGCCCUGGCUCCGUUCCGAGGGAAAGAGCUCCAGCCAGGAAGCCACGUUCAGUCAGAUAAAGAGAUAGAUGCCUUCGUGCGGGCAAAAGCCGACAGCGCCUACCACCCCUCGUGCACCUGUAAGAUGGGCCAGCCCUCCGAUCCCACUGCCGUGGUGGAUCCGCAGACAAGGGUCCUUGGGGUGGAAAACCUCAGGGUUGUCGAUGCCUCCAUCAUGCCUAGCGUGGUCAGUGGCAACCUGAACGCCCCCACAAUCAUGAUCGCAGAGAAGGCAGCUGACAUUAUCAAGGGGCGGCCUGUACUCUGGGACAAAGAUGUCCCUGUCUACAAGCCCAGGACGCUGGCCACCCAGCGCUAAGACAGUUGCUGCUGGAGGAUGACCAGGGAAACCACCUGAUGAGCCAAGAGGGCCAGCACAGCCCUUGCUCCCAGGCGCCUUCCUGAAACUCUCUAGCACACUGGGACCCAGGUGGUACCCUACUCCGUGGCUGAGAAUUGGAUAAAUUCUUGGGAAAUGAGACAAGUACUGGGCAGUGAAUCAAGCUCCUUUUCCCCAGCCUUUCCCUGUGGGCCAUUUGGGGAAGGCCAGCAUUCAGGCUAAGAUGCUUCUCCCUGCCUCCUGGAGGGACAGAAGGGGAGGAUGGUUAACUCCUGCCGCAUCCUUUGUCUUGUGUUCACAUUGGCAUUCUCUAACCCAGGGCAGUGGUUCCUUCCCAGGCCAUGCACAGAGGCUGGGUGCCUGCCAGACCCUUGGAGGGUUCGCCAAGGAAGGGGCAUCCUCCUUCUCGAGUUGCAAGCUUUAGCUGAGGCAGUGAGUCACACAGUAGUUAGUUCAGCCUCAGCUGGCACCUAAGUUUCCAGUGUCCCUGUUCAGAGGGGAAAGUUGCCUGCUGGUAGAAAAACUGGCUUUUCCUUUCUUGCUUCCUAAUAUCACUCUCAGAGUAAGGCAGGUAACUGGGGCUUGGCUGGGUCACUCUGAGAGGGUUGUGGCUCUGGUUAUUAUUAAACGGGGGCCAGGUGCAGUGGCUCACACGUGUAAUCCCAGCACUUUGGGAAGAUCACUUGAGCUCAGGAGUUCAAGACCAGCCUGGGCAACAUAGUGAGACCUUGUCUCUGGAAAACAGUUAGCUCGGCAUGGUAGUGUAUACCUAUAGUCCCAGCUACUCAGGAGGCUGAGGCGGGAGGAUGGCUUGAGUCCAGGAAGUCGAGGCUCCUGUGAACCCUGAUUGCACCACUGCACUCCAGCCUGGGUGACAGGGUGAGACCCUGUCUCCAAAAAAAAAAAAAAAAAAAAAAAAAAACCUGAGUUUUUCUUGGACCUUAUUCAACGGGAGAGGAGUCUGGAGGGAAUACCACUUGACUUCACUACCAAAGCUUUCAUGACUUAGCAGUUUAAGAGGUUUUCCUUUUACCAAGAAAUGCAGAAACCCGGAGCAAACCCCACAUACCAGAUCACUGUUUCCUACUGAAGCAGCUAGCCAGAGAAAGGACUCUCUCAUAAUGGGCUUGGGAAAUGACUUGGCAGCCUGAACCAUCCCAGCAGAGGACAAGGAUGGUUAAUUCUUAUUCUCUAGACGUCCACAGGAACAGACCAGGAUGGAAAACGCAGUUAAGCACAGCCAUGCACCCUGUUCCUGUAGAAAUGCCCCUGUGUGAAAGAAAAAUCAAUUCCAGAUUGGAGUUUUGGAGGAAAAAAUAUACAAGUAGCAUUUACAACAGCUCUUUGCUCUUUAAAUUUCUUACCAUUCAAUAAAAUGAUCCAGUCACUUACAUUUGAAUCUGAGAUGCCUUCUCCAGACUGUUCUGACAAGGUAAUGAAAAUAAAAUGCGCUUGGAUUUUUCCAGACAUCCACAUCUACCAUCAAGGGCUGGGAAGAAAAGCGUUGUUACGUUGAAACCGGCAUCGGCACUAGGCUCAGAAUAAGGAUGGGAGAAAACGGGGGGAUUCCAGGCUUUGCUGGGAUCUGAGAGGACUGAGGUGGCAUGCAGACGGUAGGGGUCCGACGGCCACAACUUAGUUGUGAGAAGACCUAGAAAGGCAGAAGGGAGACACGCAUCACACCUCUCCUUUUAAGAAUCUUAAGCAGCUCUUGUUUAAGCUUACCUGUAUUAUUUUUUUUAAUUUUUGUUCCAAGAGAGGGUCAAGAAAGAAAAUUCUAAACUGGCCAAGAGACUUAUUUCUCCUACGGAGGGUCCCCACCUGCCCCACAGCAGCAGUCCAUGGCCAUCAGUCACCUGGGUCUCGGGGCUGCCUGCAGGAGUGCAGGCACAGGAGUUCAGGUGCCAGCCCCUCGGCUGGGAGGGCCUCAUGCAGCUCUCCUGCUGGAGCGUGUGUGCAUUCAAGGGCAGGGGAGGGUCCUGGGCCAACCAUGACUCUGCUGACGCUUCUUCUCUGGAACAGGCAUGGAUAUGGCAGGGUGACAGUCACUUAGUUCUACCAUCUCUGUGUCCCAUGGGUGUGUCAGCCUCUGAGACCACGGUGGGUUCAGUCUGGUGGCUGUAUUUUAAAAUAAGCAAAACAUCAUGUGGUAAGAGGGGGUCCAUUGGGGGUGCUACUUGAUUGCACCCCGGCCCUUCUCUCACUCUCAAAUACUUAGCCAUGUUCUACACAGUCGCACAAUUUGGCCAUAACAGGAAUGAGAUUCAAAAGAAAAGAUGGUGUCAUAUGUCCAGAACCUGAGAGUUCCCCUGCCAUGAAGGGAGCCUUUCACCCCAGGAGGAGAGGCUGUCAGCUGAGGAAGCCAGCAUGGGGGAGAAAGGCACUUGCUACACAGUGGGGUGCACAGAGGGUACCCCCCCCAUCUUCAGUCGCAUAGGGAAUCGGGCCCCUUGGCAAAAAGAUUGCAGUACCUAAAAACAGAGAAGCGUGCUUUGCAAAAACGGUUCACAAGCGCACAACAGAAUGCUGUGCAUGUGCCCAGUGCUCUUAAGAGCCCUGGCCUAUUGCAGAAGCCUGUGUUGAAGCCGCUGCACUAGUAGAAGGCAGUUCCUGAUGGAAUAGGGGACGGGGUGGGCUGCGUGGGAGCCAAGAGCGUCUGCCAGCCCAACUGGAGAUGGCGAGUUCCUGAAGCAGGAGUUGUAGGCACCCAAACAUCUAGUCUUUCCUGCUCGUAGCAAAGGUUGCAGACAUCAUCUCCAUGAAUUCAAAUAGAUUCUUCUUGGCUGGGCAUGGUGGCUCAUGCCUGUAGUCCCAGCACUUUGGGAGGCUGAGGCGGGUGGAUUACUUGAGGCCAGGAGUUCGAGAGCAGCCUCGCCAACAUGGUGAAACCCAGUCUCUACUAAAAAUACAAAAAUUAGUUGGGCAUGGUGAUGCACGCCUGUAGUCCCAGCUACUUGGGAGGCUGACACAGGAGAAUCUCUUGAACCUCAGUGGUGGAGGCUGCAGUGAGCCGAGAUUGCACCACUGCACUCCACCCUGGGUGACAGAAUGAGACUGUCUCAAAAAAACAACAAAAACCAGAUUCUUCUCCAGCCAACCGGGUCCCACCACUCAGAAGUGGUUUCAUGCUUCUGCUGAUAAGCCAACUUAACAUCAGAUCUAAUACAGAUUUUUUUAAAGAUAAAAUACCAUCUCUACUGGCCCUGUUAUAGUGGCCCAGGCUAUCCUCACAGGACAUCCCUGAGACCACCCUGUCACUCCUGAUGUUGGAACCAGAGCCCAGGCCUCCUGCUCAUUCUCUCCUGCCCUCCUAGUCCCCAGGAGAGGAGAAGAAAUACUGUUUUAGAGAAAUAACCUUUUCAACAAGACAUCCCCGGAGUCGGUUUUUGAGUUGGGGUGGGCUAGUCAGGGAGUCGGGGCUCUGUGCGUGAUGUCAAGCUGUUUUUAUAAACCAGCCAGCUACCCAUCAUAACAGUAAAAACUUUCAUAGGAAAUGCAAUUGGCAAAGACACGAUGCUGAUAUGUACACAAGGUGAAACUGCUCCAGUUUUUUCAUAGCAGGGUCAGCAGUAAAGCAAGUGGUGCUUGGGUCCCAUCUCACACAGGUGAGCCUGCACCGAGAGGUAACAUGACCCUCAUAGCCCACCAUGCCUGGCCUUUGCCUAAUUCUGAAACUUCUUAGGAUAGAGCUGGAAAGUGCCACCUGGUGAAGUGAGAUCCAGCUGGGUGGAUAUCGGAGUCCAUAGGCUGAGCAGAGAUGGUUCUUAGUGAGGUUCUUGCUGCCAGGUGACAGUGAAAUCAUAGCUGCCAUUUACAUUUUGAGAGAUUAUGAGAAACAUAAGAUUAAAGAAACUAAAUGUAUUAUUCCUGUGGACACAAAAUGUGUAUUUUUCAGGUGGGGAGGGAACCAAAAAGGAAAAACAUUUCAUCUUAAAACUUUCCUAAGACAAAGGAAAACAAAAAACCAUGCUCUACAACUUCAAAUUUUUCUUACAAAGAAAAAUUUAAUAUUCGAUGAGAGGUUGAACCAGGCUUAAAGCAGACAGGUAUUAGGAAGUGGUAUAGCCUGUAAAAACGCCAGUUUGUAAGUACUGACUUUGGAAAAGAUCAUCGCCUCUACCAGACACUUAGGGUCCUGGUCUGGCGACUUUGGCCUGAUGUGAAGCCACACAGUAAGACCAAGACCCAACGGAGAGAGACACAGAGUCCAAGAUAAUGUUGACAGUGGUGUAGCCCUUUAGGAGAAAUGGUGCUCCCUGCAGCUGGUAUUAGGUUACCAUUGGCACUGAAGGAACCAGGAGGAUAAGAGAGAAUAUCCGUAAUUUUAGAGCUGCCCUGGCACAGUACCUGCCCCGCCGGAGGCUCUCACUGGCAAAUGCCAGCCCUGUGCAAGGAGAGCUCCCAAAUAUAACAAAAUUAUUACACAGUUUUAUUCUGAAGAACAUUUUGUAUUUUAAUAAAAAAGGAUGUAUGUCAGGAAAGAGUCAUUUACAAACCUUGAAGUGUUUUUGCCUGGAUCAGAGUAAGAAUGUCUUAAGAAGAGGUUUGUAAGGUCUUCAUAACAAAGUGGUGUUAUUUACAAAAAAAAAAAAAAAAAAAUCCAUUAACAGGUUGUGUAUAUACUAUUAAAAAUCUUGGAC